AUGCUGGUCGUCGCGCAAGGAAUGUCGCGUAUGUUCCGCCAGGACCCUCGAAGGAACAUGUCGGUGAACCAGUCUCUGAUUCGUCAGAGAUUUCGGUUCACCGAUGAACAGCUGGACUGGAUCACGGACUUGUUGAGUCCCAUGCUGGGCCGCGACGACCAGCAACCGUGGGCGAUAAGUAAGAGGAUGCAGGUGUGCAUAGGUAUCCGUUACCUAUGCACUAAUGCAUUCCAAGUCGUUGUUGGUGACACCGCUGGAUGUUCCCAGAAAACGGUGUCAAACAUCGUGCAACGCUACAUUAGAUUUAAGCCCGAGCCCGAGGCCCGAUCCAACGAAUUUGCGAGGACUGGGAGGAUGUCCAAUGUGAUCGGUGCUGUGGAUGGCACACUGGUCCGGAUAAGGACUCCAGCUGUUGACGGGUUUCAGUACGUGAGCAGGAAAGGAACAUCUUGCCUCAACGUCUGCAUCAUCGCAGACGCUGUUGGCCGAAUCCUGUACGUCAACAGUGGGUCCCCGGAUCAGUGCAUGAUGCCGCUGUUUGGCGUAACUCCGCACCUGCUGCGGCCUUCAAUCGUGGAGUAA
This is a messenger RNA of Ostertagia ostertagi, 582 nucleotides long. NCBI's taxonomy places the organism in Eukaryota, Metazoa, Nematoda, Chromadorea, Rhabditida, Trichostrongylidae. The record is from the annotation of a GenBank genome assembly.